UACUUAUGUUCCUCCCAUCUUCAGUAGGUUUGUGCUGCUCCAGAACGCAAGAAGUGUUCAGUUGAUAGAGAAAAUGUCGACUCCCAAACGCGAGUGUUCCUUCCUGGGGUGCCUGUUGAGCCCUCGGCUGUACGGUGUGAUUGUGGGCGUGGUCAGUUUGUGGGCCAUGAUGGCAUCCCUUUCGGCGUCCAUCUAUCUGAUGGUCAAAUUCAACGACAUCAAGGACGUCCCGGACAGUUUGAAAGCCUAUUAUCGGUACGCCAUGAUCGACACAAUGCUGAUUCUGAUUGGCGUGACCGUUGUUGGGCUCUAUCUAGUGGGUAUCUACAAAGUCAACGAGCACUAUUUGAUGCCGUUCAUAGUUCUACUCGUGCUGGACUUUUUGGGCUACAUUGUAUCUGAGGCAGUGGUGAGAUUUUCGGCCCACAGUAGCAGCAAACUUCCGAAGGACCGAUGGAAGCAGAAUCUUAUGGAGAUUGUGAUAUUUACCUGCCUGUUUGGGCUGACGACCCACAUCUAUCGAAUCUUCAGGCACAAACGGCGACUGGAGGAGCAAAGGUUCGGCGAUUAUCGGAGUAUUUCCAGCAGUGCGGAGAAUAUUGCAUUGUAGAUUGUAGGCUUUACUUCUUAGUGCUGUAAGAGUUGUACAUAAAUUUAUUUUUUUAAACCAUCCCAUAAAUCUUAA
Molecule: messenger RNA, 685 nt
Organism: Aedes aegypti (yellow fever mosquito)
Lineage: Eukaryota; Metazoa; Arthropoda; Insecta; Diptera; Culicidae
Exons: 4
Coding region: 74-610 (178 amino acids)
Source: RefSeq, a predicted model, not a curated record